UCACGGGGGUGUGGUUAUCCCGGCUGCCUGCCUGUAUAUAGAGAACACUCAAGUGCAGCUACACACAUCCUCUUCGACACACACGCACAGAGAAAGACCGAAGACCACAACUUUCUUCAUACUUUUGCUUUCGGAUUAAAAAGAAAGAACUUGGAUUUUUGGCAAAAAGACUCAUCAUGAAGCUGCUCGUGUUGGGCGCGCUGCUCCUAGUGGCGGCGGAGGGACAUGCGGCGAGAAACCAGUGGAGGAGGUCCAAGAGGGAACUGGCCGCCCCGCUCCACACGGGCGGCAUUCGCGAUCCGCUGGGUUCAUACUGCCAGCGGCGAGGCGGCUGCUGCCCCGGACGGGACGACCUGUGCACCGUCCCCUAUUUGGACACCAUUUGCUACUGCGACCUCUUCUGCAACCGCACCGUGUCCGACUGCUGCCCCGACUUCUGGGGGCACUGUCUGGGCGUGAAGCCCCCAUUCAUUGGGUCCUGUGAAAGAAACGGGAACAAAUUCCUUUCGGGACAAACAUACAAGGACAACUGCAACUUGUGCACGUGUGGCACCACCGGACGUUGGGAGUGCGAACAGAACGCCUGUCUGAUGGACAGCACCAUGAUCCAUGCUGUCAACAGAGGGAAUUAUGGGUGGAGGGCCGCUAACUACACCCAGUUGUACGGCAUGACGCUGGACGAGGGCAUCCGCUAUCGACUGGGCACGCAGAGACCUUCCAAAACCACCAUGAACAUGAACGAGAUCCAGAUGAACAUGGAUCCCGAAGGCGACGUCUUGCCCGCCAGUUUCAACUCGGCUGACAAGUGGCCUGGCAAGAUCCACGAACCUCUGGACCAGGGCAACUGUGCCGCCUCCUGGGCCUUCUCAACAGCAGCCGUGGCAUCAGACCGAAUCUCCAUCCAAUCCAUGGGUCACAUGACGCCUCAGCUGUCUCCGCAGAACCUCAUUUCCUGCGACACCAGGAACCAGGGCGGCUGCGCCGGGGGCCGCGUGGAUGGAGCCUGGUGGUAUCUCCGCCGCAGAGGGGUGGUGACAGAAGACUGCUACCCUUACACCUCGCCGCAUCACACGGCGGCCGACGUGACCCGCUGCAUGAUGCAGAGCCGCUCGGUGGGCCGCGGAAAGAGACAGGCCACGCAGCGCUGCCCCAACGCGCACCACUACCAGCACAACGACAUCUACCAGUCCACGCCGCCCUACAGGCUCUCGGCCAACGAAAAGGAGAUUAUGAAGGAGAUUAUGGAUAAUGGCCCCGUGCAAGCCAUCAUGGAGGUCCACGAGGACUUCUUUGUGUACAAGAGCGGCAUCUACAAGCACACGGACGUCAGCUUCACCAAGCCGCCGCACUACCGCAAGCACGGCACGCACUCGGUCAGGAUCACGGGGUGGGGUGAACAGUGGGACUCAAACGGCGCUCCCAGGAAGUACUGGGUCGCCGCCAACUCCUGGGGCAAGAACUGGGGCGAGGACGGUUACUUCAGAAUCGCCCGCGGCGACAACGAAUGCAAGAUCGAGACCUUCGUGAUCGGCGUGUGGGGCAGGGUCACCAUGGAGGACAUGCACGAUCACCACCAGCACCAGCAGCAGCGUCGCCGCCACAUUUAGAGUCCCCAUGGGAACCACAGCAGGAGCCUCAAAACCUCACCCUCGUAGCCAACCCCCAACCACCCACGCUAGCAGGUGGUCAACCACAUCUAAGCUCGUUUUCAUUGCCUCGGCGGGCGUCUGAAGAAACGCGCGCCAGGCCCCUCAGGUACUGUUCCGGAGACCGCAUUUCCCCAAAUUCCUCAGCUUCAGAGCAACAGAAAGGCACGUGGGAAGGGAGAUGAUGAAAGACAAAACCUUUUAAGUUGGUCUUUUUUUUUUUUUUUAAUAACCGUUAAGAGACGUCAAUGGAGCAGUUUUGGGAGGAGAGGAAAUCUGAGAGGCACAAAUCCAGAAAAAAUAACUAGCAAUAGCCACGCCCACACCUUGCCUGUAAUACGAUCCCCAUGUCAGAGUGUUGACUUUUUAGGACAAUGCGUUUCCAAGUACUAGCUGCAGGCGGUGAAUUUUCACAAUUUUUCUCUCUGAAAAAAAACAAAAACAACCCUAUGUGUUGUGUGGGCCAAAAAUGCCUUACUGAGCAUUGCAUACUUGCAUUGAUACAAGUGAUUAUUGUUAUUAUGAUGAUGAUUAUUAUGAUAUAUUUGUGCAAAGUAGUCUUAACGCGCUAUGAUGCUAUGUUCGUGUCGCCAUGUUGUUCGAAGAAUUUAUUUUGCUACCCGUGUACUGUAACUGGUGAUUAUAUAUCGUGAUCAUUACAAAUUCAACACUCAUGUGGCUUAUUUUUAGACGUCGAUUUGCGUUGGGUGACUUGGAGAACGUCGACGAAAAACGCAGAUUUCCCCAGCGGUAUGAAACAAAUAGCAACAAGGAUACUUUUGAUCUCUAACUCAUGAAACCUGAAGAAACUGAUUUAAUGAGGUUACGUAAUUAGAUACCCACCUGCCAACGAAUGAUCCAUUUGACCUCUCAUUCCAGAAGUAAGGCUAAGCGACUAUUUCCUAUGCCAAAUAGGGAGCCCACUAUUUGACCUGCUCAAUAGCGAGUUCACUUGCAGCUAUCCUUUCAUACACACCACUAAGAGACUAUUUGGCUAGCUAAAUAGUGAGCCCAAUUGUAGUUGUGUUUCCUUUCACUUGACAAAUUGUGAUCCCACUUUUGGCUCUGGUUCCAUCAGAAACUCACCUACCAAAUAGUAAGCCCACUUGGAGCUCUCCACCUCCAGAAUCAUCAAUUCCAUCUACCAAAUAUCGAGUUCACGUGCAAGAACUCCUUCAUGACAAGAAUUAAGCAACUAUUAUACCUGCCAAAUAGUGAGCCUACUUGUAGCUCUUAUUCCAAAACUCUUUGACUUGCCAAAUAGUGAGGUCACUAUUGCUACUGAAAGUGUGCAUCGUCGGGAAGAGUAAUGGUGGGGAGGGAGGGCCUGGGGGGGGGUUCGACCUCCCCCAAGCAGGGAUUUCCAGCUCUCACUUGAAAGUGAGGUACGCUGUUAUUAUCGCUGGCCUUCAAUUACGCGCCACUUCAAACGCCGUAAUCCUGCCUCGUGAUCUUUUGCGCCGUCGCGCCUUCCUUCAGAUUUCAAAGACAAACACACACACACACACACACGAUUGGACAGACAAGGUGCAUCUUGUUGUUGCUCUGAUGGCCAGAUAGAGACUUGCUAGUCUCAACGACAACCAAAGAAUGCCAACAUCCACUCCACAAUGGUGUGUGUGUGCGUGUGUGUGUCUGCGUGUGUGUGCGUGCGUGUGUGUGUGAACGCCACGGUCACUCGUGUGUGUCGACAUUUAUUUAUAAUAAGUUAAUUAAGAUACACUGUACGUUAUUCCUCUCGUAUCUGUGCAAUGUUACGCUCGACAUCGGCCGUACGGUGCGCAUUACAUGUAUUGCGAAUGUCCUGUUGUGCCGCACAUUAAAGUCUUUCCACCACC
Messenger RNA from Hippocampus zosterae (dwarf seahorse), 3484 nucleotides. RefSeq names its product tubulointerstitial nephritis antigen-like 1 (gene tinagl1). Gene Ontology annotation, cellular component: lysosome. Bases 177 to 1607 code for a protein of 476 amino acids. The record is from RefSeq and is a predicted model, not a curated record. Gene Ontology annotation, biological process: proteolysis. The transcript has 12 exons. Gene Ontology annotation, molecular function: cysteine-type peptidase activity; peptidase inhibitor activity. NCBI's taxonomy places the organism in Eukaryota, Metazoa, Chordata, Actinopteri, Syngnathiformes, Syngnathidae.